Messenger RNA from Rubroshorea leprosula, 589 nucleotides. NCBI's taxonomy places the organism in Eukaryota, Viridiplantae, Streptophyta, Magnoliopsida, Malvales, Dipterocarpaceae. The record is from the annotation of a GenBank genome assembly.
GAAAUUACCAUAAAGGAAAGAGAACAUCUUGCGACCUGCAACCAAACCCCUAUCAUUUCAUCUUUGCUCGUACUUAAAUUCCAUGGGAACCAAGUCCAGAGACUCCGAUUCCCUGUGGAGCUGGAAGGGAAACAUCAGGAAGAAGGAGGGAAAGCAAUUCCCUGUGUCAGAAUUCUUUCGCGAGAACAGCCGGAAAAUAGAGGACAUCGUAUUGGGCCCUGGGGUUGGCGCCGGAGUUGGAUGUGGAGCUGGAGUGGGUUUUGCUCUAGUUGGAGGAAUCGGCUAUGGUGGCUGGCCAUGGAACCAUCUGAAGCUGGCGUUUGGAAUCGGCGCAGGUUGUGGCAUCGGUGUUGGAUUUGGAUACGGGCAAGGGAUUGGCUAUGGCCUUAGUUUAGAUUCUCUGAAAUCCCAUUUGUCCAAACAAACCUCCGAUUCCGACAAGAGGAGGAUUAUAGUUGCUAUAUGAUUUUAUCUUUCUUAUUUCAUCAUGAAACAAUUUCUAGUGUUCGAUUUUCAUUUUUUUCCCCCUUUAUUUCGUGUUCUUUAUGAAAAUUGAGCAAGUAAUCAUCAAUAACUAAAAUACUCAUAG